This is a messenger RNA of Neoarius graeffei (lesser salmon catfish), 3233 nucleotides long. It is a transcript of the gene slc24a2b, whose product is annotated as solute carrier family 24 member 2. Gene Ontology annotation, biological process: long-term synaptic potentiation; intracellular calcium ion homeostasis; calcium ion transmembrane transport. Bases 191 to 1951 code for a protein of 586 amino acids. Lineage: Eukaryota; Metazoa; Chordata; Actinopteri; Siluriformes; Ariidae. The record is from RefSeq and is a predicted model, not a curated record. Gene Ontology annotation, cellular component: membrane. The transcript is spliced from 10 exons. Gene Ontology annotation, molecular function: calcium channel activity; calcium, potassium:sodium antiporter activity.
UGUUGACUGAGAGGCAACUCAGGAGUCGGACAGUCCCAAGACCUUAUUAUGAGGAAACCAUUAGAGGAUCUUAUCCCAGUGUGGAAUCAGGGAGUGUGUCCUUCCUAUCAGGUUUAGUCAUGGGCGUGGCCAUUCCUGCCACGCCAUAGCUCUGAGACAGCCCAUUGGACCACUGAGUCAUCCAUCAACCAUGGUCACCAUGGUUUCAGCCAAUCAGCAGCCAAGAAGGCAUCAUGUGAGGAGGAAACUUCGUGCAUCACGGAUCCUUGGGUUUGUGCUGAGCUUGUUCGCAUUCUCUCUGCUCCUGUGUUGGAGUGCCUUCAGAAGAAGAGAUGAGCCUCAGCACCAUAGAACUCCACGCUCCACCCAUCAGGAUGGGGUGGAGCUUCCCACACCAAUGAUAGUGGUGAUUGAUCACCAUGGAGAUUAUCCUGAGGAUUUGUUCUCUCUAGAGGAAAGGCGUCAGGGUGCUGUGGUGCUGCACAUAUUUGGGAUGCUGUACAUGUUCAUCUCACUGGCCAUAGUGUGUGAUGAGUUCUUUGUCCCAGCACUUACUGUCAUCAUAGAGAAGCUGGAGAUCUCAGAUGAUGUAGCAGGUGCCACCUUUAUGGCAGCUGGAGGCUCCGCCCCUGAGCUCUUCACAUCUGUCAUUGGUGUGUUCAUCUCGCACAGCAAUAUUGGAAUCGGCACCAUCGUAGGCUCUGCCGUCUUCAACAUCCUCUUUGUGAUUGGCAUGUGCGCACUGUUCUCACGUGAGAUACUCAAUCUCACCUGGUGGCCACUCUUCCGUGAUGUCUCUUUCUACAUCAUGGACCUCAUCAUGCUCAUCUACUUCUUCUUGGACAAUUAUAUCACCUAUCUGGAGAGCAUGGCUCUACUAGGAGCCUAUUGUUCCUAUGUGCUCUUCAUGAAAUUCAAUGUCACUGUGGAGAUGAUCAUCAAGACCCUGAUUAACCAGAACCAGGUGGAUGCAUUGGAGACUGUGUCCAAGGUCAGCAACGCUGGAGAUGAUGAGAACAAACUCUCGGCCAAGCCCCAUCUCCAGAGAGGUGUAAGCUCUGCUUCUCUGCACAACUCACUGAUGAGGAACAGCAUCUUCCAGCUCAUGAUCCACACACUAGAUCCUCUCAGUGAAGUAUGUUGUUGUGUUUCAGGGAAAUUCAAGGACAAAGCUUCCAUUCUGCACAACCUUGCAAGAAAAAAGGGAGAAGAUGCAAUAAACGGCAUUGUGGAUAAGAAACUCCCUAACACAACCAGUGUAGAGGUAGAAGUCACUCCACCAGUGAACGGCAGCAUAGCACAACAGGGUGAUGAAGGUGAAGAAGAUGAAGACCAGCCUCUCAGCUUAGCUUGGCCGGAGACGAGCCAGAAGCAAGUGAUAUACCUCUUCGUUUUCCCCAUUGUGUUCCCACUGUGGCUCACACUACCCGACGUCCGCAGAGAUACUUCAAGGAAGUUCUUUCCCAUCACAUUUCUGGGUUCCAUCAGUUGGAUUGCUGUCUUCUCCUAUUUGAUGGUGUGGUGGGCUCACCAGGUUGGGGAGACUGUUGGCAUUACAGAGGAGGUCAUGGGUCUGACGAUUCUCGCAGCAGGAACCUCCAUUCCUGAUCUCAUCACCAGCGUCAUUGUGGCCAGGAAAGGUUUAGGAGAUAUGGCCGUGUCGAGCUCAGUGGGUUCCAACAUAUUUGACAUCACAGUGGGUUUGCCCUUCCCCUGGCUGCUCUACUCUGCCUUUCACAACCUGAAGCCAGUAGCGGUGAGCAGUAAUGGUCUGUUCUGCGCCAUCGUAUUGCUCUUCCUCAUGCUCAUCUUUGUCAUCGUCUCCAUCGCCGUGUGCAAGUGGAAAAUGAGCAAGCGACUCGGCUUCUCAAUGUUCAUGCUUUACUUCGUUUUCCUCGUGAUCAGUGUCAUGCUGGAGGACAAGGUCAUCACCUGCCCCAUCUCCAUCUGAGGAGCCUCAGGGGAAUAUGUGUUGCCAAGCAGAAAAUGUAGGCACAACAUUCAACCUGUCUCUAUCUGAGGGUCUUUGAGACAAUACGCACAAAGGAAUAAGCAGAAACUAAACAGAACAAGUACACAAAAUGCAGAAAGUCCUGACAGAAGCUACCAAGUAACCACAAGGACACUAUGAACAAAAUAUUCAGAAAUCAAACAGGAACUACUACAUUCACAGAUAAUGACAGAGAAAAAGGCACAGUAACUACACAGUAAAAUAUACGGAAAAUGACUGAAAAUGUCCACAGAAGGUUAUACAGAAAGUACACAAAUAGUUUGAUCAGUUGUUUGUAAUUUGUCCAAUUACACAGUUACUAUACAGAAAUUAAUUAGAAAGUCAUAAGGAUAGCUACACAGAAACUAAAAGCAAAACAACACAAUUAGACCAAAAAAACAACAAACAGAACAGUAACCUACAAAAAAAGAGGCAAACUACACAUAGACUACGUGAAAGCAUACAGAGAAACUGCACAAACUCAUCUCAUCUCAUUAUCUCUAGCCGCUUUAUCCUUCUACAGGGUCGCAGGCAAGCUGGAGCCUAUCCCAGCUGACUAUGGGCGAAAGGCGGGGUACACCCUGGACAAGUCACCAGGUCAUCACAGGGCUACUGCACAAACUAUACAGCGAAAACAAGUAAACUACACAGAAACUACACAUCAUCAUGGAGAAACCCAGAGGGACCAGUGCUUCAUGUGCUGUUAAAAGAUGAAGCAUUAUUUCACAUAGUUAAGCAUUGUUAACUUUUCCUGAGAGAUUAACAUGCUGAUCAUGCAGCAGAUCCAGACUGCUAUGCUGUGAGGAAUGAACUACAUGGACUUUUGGACUAUUGAGAGACAUUGUAUGGAAACAGAGAAGUAAACUUCAGCUCCUCAGGGAUGUUCACAAUAAAAGCUUCAGGACUUACUCUGAAUAAAUCAAGGCUGAACCUGAACCUGAACACAAGGGCAGGGCAAUCGAAGUAUUUCCUUUGAUUGUAAUGGGUGGAGCUUAAAUGAUUUGUUUUGCGUGCACUGUAUUAUUUGAACAUGGCUGAUUUAACAGCAUUCAUUAGUCAUUAGAGUUCAGAGACUGUGCAGAAUGGCAUAAAUAUUAUUACAUAUUUAAAUCAUAUCAUUUUACAAAUACUGUACUGCCCAACACCACUGCCUGCGGUAUUUUCACAGUAUCAGUAUGUUGAAUAUAACGGAUCAGUCUGUGAUACUAAACACAAUAUCAUAUUCUUCUUAUUCUCAUUUAAU